Messenger RNA from Mauremys mutica (yellowpond turtle), 2748 nucleotides. It is a transcript of the gene KBTBD4, whose product is annotated as kelch repeat and BTB domain containing 4. The record is from RefSeq and is a predicted model, not a curated record. The transcript has 4 exons. Lineage: Eukaryota; Metazoa; Chordata; Testudines; Geoemydidae. Gene Ontology annotation, molecular function: protein binding. Bases 346 to 1905 code for a protein of 519 amino acids.
UGGCUGGACUCACGUGCCUUGGGGGACUCGGAAGGAGCAGGUUUCUGAGCGGAGGGGCGGCCACAGGCCAGUUUGGGACUGGUAUUUCAGCCCUGUGGGCAGUGUGCCGUGCAUGCAGGGGAAGCCCGGGGUAGGAGGCGUGGACAGGAGGGCAGCAGCGGCGUGCAGGCCAGUCUGGUGUUGUCCGAGGCCUUACUUGACGGUAAACCUCAGUCAGUGCUGAAGGGCUGGAUGAAAGGAGGCAGGAAAGAUCCAGAGAGGGGACCGCUUUUCCAGGCGCCUUCCGCACUCCCAGGAUGGGAUCAGCAUUGAUUUGAUUGCUGGAGGUCAGAUCUGUGCAGCAACAUGGACUCAUCGGAGGAGACUGGGGGCUCCUCCACAGAAGAGAACUACUUUGUGAACUACACCUUCACUGACCGUUCUCACUCAGGCCGCGUAGCUCAGGGUAUUAUGAAGCUCUGUCUGGAGGAUGAGCUCUUUGCUGACGUUACCAUCUCAGUGGAAGGCAAAGAAUUCCAGCUGCACCGUCUAGUGCUCUCAGCUCAGAGCUGCUUCUUUCGUUCCAUGUUCACUUCCAACCUGAAGGAGGCCCACAACAGGGUGAUUGAGCUGCAAGAUGUUAGUGAGAGUGUUUUCCAACUUCUGGUGGACUAUAUUUACCAUGGGACUGUAAAGCUGCGGGCAGAAGAGUUGCAGGAAACGUAUGAGGUGGCAGAUAUGUACCAGCUGACUGCCCUUUUUGAGGAGUGCUCCCGUUUCCUGGCCCGCACGGUGCAGGUGAGGAACUGUCUUCAGGUUAUGUGGCUGGCAGAUCAACACAGUGACAUGGAGCUCUACACCGCUGCAAAGCACUGUGCCAAGUCACACUUGUCACAGCUUCAGGAUACAGAGGAGUUCCUGCACCUACCUCUCCGCCUGCUGACAGACAUCCUUACAGAUGGUGUUCCAUGUUCACAGAAUCCAACAGUUGCCAUAGAAACCUGGAUCAACUUCAACAAAGAGGAGAGGGCAGGCUUCUCGGAGGUGUUGCGAUCCAGUCUAAAGGAGAUUGGGGAGAACGUUCACAUCUACCUGAUCGGGAAGGAGUCAUCACGUACGCACUCACUUGCUGUCUCUCUGCAUUGUGCUGAUGAUGACUCAAUCAGUGUGAGUGGCCAGAAUAGCCUGUGCCAUCAGAUCACUGCAGCUUGCAAGCAUGGCAGUGACCUCUAUGUCGUAGGGGGCUCCAUUCCACGGCGCAUGUGGAAAUGUAACAAUGCCACCGUAGACUGGGAAUGGUGUGCUCCUCUGCCCCGUGACCGGCUCCAACACACCCUUGUCUCCGUGCCCAGCAAGGAUGCUAUAUACUCACUGGGGGGCAAGACGUUGCAGGACACACUCUCCAAUGCUGUCAUAUACUACAGGGUGCGAGACAAUGUGUGGACAGAGACCAGCCAGCUGGAAGUAGCUGUCUCUGGGGCUGCAGGUGCCAACCUCAAUGGUAUCAUUUACCUGCUGGGUGGGGAGGAGAAUGAUCUGGACUUCUUCACUAAGCCCUCCCGGCUCAUUCAGUGCUAUGACACCAAUACAGAGAAGUGCCACGUGAAGCCUUAUGUAUUGCCUUUUGCAGGGCACAUGCAUGCUGCUGUGCAUAAAGACCUAGUGUUCAUCGUGGCUGAGGGGGACUCGCUGCUGUGCUAUAAUCCCCUCCUGGAUAGCUUCACCCGACUCUGCCUGCCAGAUGCCUGGAGCUCAGUACCAUCCCUUUGGAAAAUUGCCAGUUGUAAUGGCAGCAUCUAUGUCUUUCGGGAUCGUUACAAAAAGGGAGAUGCCAACACCUUCAAACUCAACCCUGCCACCUCUGUGGUGACUGUCACCAGUGGCAUCAAGGUGCUGCUCACUAACCUGCAGUUUGUGCUGGCUUGAGGUGACAAGUCCACAGACAAGACAACAUGAACAUUCUGUAGAGCAGCUUAGAGGCACCCAGUUUCCUUAGCACUUGCCCCAACAAGACCAGCUCACAGCACCAUAGAGUGCUCCCUCCUCUUUAGCCCUGCGUGCAGGCAGUAUGAGUCUCCUGGAUGUGAGGCUGUUUUCCCUUUCAGUACACUCUCUCUAAGUUGACUUACAGCAUCUUAAAUCCCAGAUGGACUAAAUAGUGUUACUAUGAUCCUCUGAUAUGAAGCUGUGUUUCAAGCUCAGAUUGCAGCAGAUAGGUUUCUUAGGUCUAGAACUAUCCACCACCAGCAAGCCCUAGCAUGAGCAGCAACCCCUUUUUGUCACAGCCUUUUAAUGUAAUAGCUCAGGAGGCUGCAUGUGCUGCUGCCAUCACUUGUCACAGGGAAUGGCCACCCUGUACACUCCCUAAAAAAGCUCUAUGCAGUUUGAAAUGGGGCUCCAAUAUGAAUGUUUCUUGCUAAGGCUACAGGACCGGCUUUAGGCCAGAGGCACUGACUAAAGUGGACUGUACUGUAGCCUGAUUUCAGAGGUGGGUCCAAGGCCCUGACUUGGUGCUUUGCCCUAACGUAGGGGAGAUGGACUUGCUGCUACUUUGCCACCUAGUAGAAAGAGGAAAACUAUCCUUACAAUACUACUGUGCCAAUGCUGGUUUCUAGCCCCACUAGUGGGGCUCCCAUCCUGCUGACAUUAUACGACAGAGCUGUACGAUGGUUAAAGAUGAAACUAAAGUUCAUUUUCUCACAGCCUUCCCUGAUGGCACUGUAGCCCUUUAGGUGAGAACCUGAAUAAAAGUGUCUGGUGGGACAAAGA